This is a messenger RNA of Myotis daubentonii (Daubenton's bat), 765 nucleotides long. RefSeq names its product developmental pluripotency-associated protein 4-like. The record is from RefSeq and is a predicted model, not a curated record. NCBI's taxonomy places the organism in Eukaryota, Metazoa, Chordata, Mammalia, Chiroptera, Vespertilionidae.
AUGGAGACCAAAUGGAAGAGAUCUAUGAAAGAUGACAAAGCUUCCUGUCCACAAAAGAUGGCACAAGCAAAUAAAAGAGUAAGAGUUCACAAGAAGAUGCCAAUUCCUCCACUACCUAUUCACUUGUCACCAGUUAACCUAAUUCACCAAGAUGCCAUGAUUUGGUGCCAGCUAUUAAAGCUAAGCACCAAAAGCAUGAAAUUGGAAACAUAUAACAGGCUGCAUGAACAUGCUUACCCUAAUCAAAAGGAUAUUCCUAUCGCACCAGAGGAGGCAAGGAUACUGACAGUAAAACAAAGGAAAUUAAAGAUGAAAAAGGGGGAAAUGACUCUGGACAGUUUGGUUCCUGAAGUGACUGGUCCCCUGGAGGGAGGGCCUAUUCCUGAAGGGGACGCUACUGCUCUCCUUGAGGAAAUAGACAAUAUUUUCGUGACAACAUCCGUGCCAGAUGCUGUUUUUGCCUCCUGGAGCAGAACUUCAGCCAUGACUGGGAAGACUGGGGAUACGGAGACCUUGGUGUCACCGCAGGAGGCCUAUGGUUACAAGUGGUCUGUGGUCCAUGGGCAAAGUCUCCCUGCAGCCACAGGGGGUUGGGUUCAGCUACAGUUUUGUGCGGGGCAGGCCUGGAUUCCUGAGAAACAGGGGCAAGUGUAUGCACUCUUCUUGCUACCUGCCUGCAACUUUCCACCCUCAUACCUGGAGAACAAUAUGUUGUGCCCCAAAUGCAUUCAUAGGCAUAAGUUAUUAGUGAGAAGCCUCCAGUGA